AACUCUGGAGCGGCAGACGCAGCCAAGAGUAACAAACACAAAACGGAGAAGACCCUGAAGACUGGAGCAGACUAAAGUAGGGGGCAGAGAGGAUGUGAGAGAUGUGGGAUGCAAGAGCAGAGGCCCAGGACCCUCCCACGUCAGGCUGGUGGAUCUGGUCCUGGUUCCACCCCCCUCCCCCCCCAGAUUCACUCCCUAGGUGUGUUUGUUUACUGGUCCCUCCCUGUCUCACUCAGAUGCUCCAACUCUCGGGACCUCAGGGUGCAGAUCACAUUCUCCCAGACUCCUGAGCCCUGGGUCCAGCCAUGCGCUCCUCCAGCAUCUGUCUGUGCCUCCUGUUCCUCUGUGGGGCACUGGGUAAGGGUGGGGCCGGUGGGGAGAAGCGGGGAAGACUGGAGAAGAGAGUUGUAAGGGCUUUAGAAGGAAGAGCUACCGGGAAUGGCCUCAGGCCAGGCGAAGGUCUCACCACGUCCCCCACCCGGGGACGGCUCCGCUGUUACACCUGCAGCUUCAGCAAACCCUGCUAUCCUGUUCUCACCGAGUGUCAGGAUGACGAAGUUUGUGGCAUCAGUAUCGGCACCUCAGGUAGGACUCUGGUCCCAUGGCUCUACUCCAGGCCCAUCUCCAUCCAUCCAUCCUGCUUUUCCUGCUGCCCCACACACAGUCUUUGCCUCCUUCCUGCCCGGGCCUCAGCAUUCCCUCUUUGUCCCACAGAGCAGAGUGAGAUCAUCGAGCGGAAAGGCUGCCUCCCAAGGGCCCAGUGCCCUCUGCAGGGCCAUGCCACCUACUGGUCACGCUCCUAUGCUCUGCGGCACCACUGCUGUGAGCAGAACCUGUGCAACACAGCCACCAUGCUGCAGCGGCUCCCCAGCCCCCUCCUCAUCACCCUGCUCCUCCUCGUGGCCAGCUUCAUGUGGGGAGCCCACCUACUCCACUAGCCUCAAACCAGGACUCCUCCACCAUCACCACCACCCUGGAAACACCUCAUCUGAGAUAUGCCCAAGAACCUGAUUCUGAAGAGACCUCAGGUCUCUGGCCCAAUACCUUCCCAGACCCUUCCCAAGGCCUGAUUCCUACAGGCACUGCUCUAACCCCUAUAGGUACCUGCCCAGAGCCCAGCCUCGUAAAGAACACCUGUUCUAUGCCUUUUGUCUUUUCCAGUUGCCCGAUGUUGAUGCUCUAUCUUAGCUCCAGGUCUUGGGCAAGGCAGGUGUUUUGAUGGAGCUGUGGGUCCCAGGCACGGGGAUUGAAGGGGCACCAGGUAUGGUGAGGAGGACAGUCUUGCUAGGAAAGAUUAAUUUGGCAGGUUAGGAACUCAGGAAGGAGGUUCUUGGGGAACUAUGAAGAGUAAAUUUAAUAAAAGUGCUAUUUGUGAGUCUA
Acinonyx jubatus (cheetah) is the source of this 1380-nucleotide messenger RNA. RefSeq names its product lymphocyte antigen 6G6e-like. The record is from RefSeq and is a predicted model, not a curated record. The transcript is spliced from 2 exons. Gene Ontology annotation, biological process: desensitization of G protein-coupled receptor signaling pathway; acetylcholine receptor signaling pathway. Gene Ontology annotation, molecular function: transmembrane receptor protein serine/threonine kinase activity; acetylcholine receptor activator activity; acetylcholine receptor binding. Gene Ontology annotation, cellular component: plasma membrane. Lineage: Eukaryota; Metazoa; Chordata; Mammalia; Carnivora; Felidae. Bases 306 to 938 code for a protein of 210 amino acids.